Exophiala oligosperma is the source of this 1020-nucleotide messenger RNA. RefSeq lists its product as uncharacterized. Bases 452 to 880 code for a protein of 142 amino acids. The transcript has 2 exons. NCBI's taxonomy places the organism in Eukaryota, Fungi, Ascomycota, Eurotiomycetes, Chaetothyriales, Herpotrichiellaceae. Gene Ontology annotation, molecular function: carbon-sulfur lyase activity. The record is from RefSeq and is a predicted model, not a curated record.
GGAUGGAUAACGCGAAAACUGCCACUUCCUUAGCGGAGCUUUGAUGAUAGCUUUUGCUCCUCGGCGUUUGAAAAUCAGGCAUCUGUUCAUUCUGUCUUGUCAGGGCUGUCAAGUUCUCUCCUGUGCGCCGCCCUCGGAUAGGUUAGAAGCUGAGUCACAGAACAAUUGACGCAACAACAAGAACAAGCCCGCGUGGAUCAAGUCUUCUCUCCUCGAACGGGAUGGGCGGAUCUAUUUCAAUAAGUGAUGCAUAGUCGAUUGACUCUCCAAAAGUGGCCCUCUACAGGGUUGACAAAUACUUUACAAGUUCAGUGUCUAUAAGAAGGCCAAGUCCCCCCCGGGAAGAGUUCGACAUGAUAUCAAACCAUCGACCUCAAUCCAUUCCCCAAGUCAAUACAACAUUACCAACUAUUUGAUAACAUUCAAACUUGCUCAUCUCCAAUUCCCCAUCAUGCCUACCGGAUCCUGCUUCUGCAAGGGUAUCAACCUUGAAUACACCGGUGAACCCGCCAUGACGGCCCUCUGUCACUGCAACGACUGCCGCCACAUCUCCGGCGGCCUGUACAGUCACAACAUCGUCGUGCCCAGCGAGCAGGUCAAGAUCACAAAGGGUGCGCCCAAGGAGAUCUCCACCACCGCCAACAGCGGCAAGCGCAUGACCAACUGUUUCUGCCCGGACUGCGGCACCACGCUCUUCCGCUACGGCGACACCUUCGGCGGCAGGGACGGCCUCUUGGUCCUCAAGGCGGGCAUCAUGGACGACGCCGACGUCAUCAACAACACCAAACCCGGCGCCGAGUUGUUCGCGCCGCGACGCAUCGAUUGGGUCGAGGGCAUCGGCGGUGCCGCCCAGGUCGAGGAGAUGCCGCCUCCGUCUUGAGCAGCAUCAUUUUUUCCAGAGGCCACAGAAGGGAUACAGAAUACUCACUGCCAAAACAGCCAUUCCUUCAGAGCAUAUACAGUAGAUAAUUACUCCCUCCGGACCAUAGAAACUAGUUAGUCAGUCAUCUGAUAUUCACU